This is a messenger RNA of Chrysochloris asiatica (Cape golden mole), 921 nucleotides long. It is a transcript of the gene CAB39L, whose product is annotated as calcium binding protein 39-like. The record is from RefSeq and is a predicted model, not a curated record. Lineage: Eukaryota; Metazoa; Chordata; Mammalia; Afrosoricida; Chrysochloridae. The transcript has 9 exons. Gene Ontology annotation, biological process: intracellular signal transduction. Gene Ontology annotation, molecular function: protein serine/threonine kinase activator activity. The annotation marks the transcript as partial.
AUGCCUUUGUUUAGCAAAUCACACAAAAAUCCAGCAGAAAUCGUGAAAACUCUGAAAGACAACUUGGCAAUUUUGGAAAAACAAGACAAAAAGACAGAGAAGGCCUCAGAAGAAGUGUCAAAAUCACUGCAAGCAAUGAAAGAAAUUCUGUGUGGCACCAAUGACAAGGAGCCACCAACAGAAGCAGUGGCUCAGCUAGCUCAAGAACUCUACAGUAGUGGGCUGCUGGUGACUCUGAUUGCUGACCUGCAACUGAUAGACUUUGAAGGAAAGAAAGAUGUGACCCAGAUAUUUAACAACAUCCUAAGAAGACAGAUCGGCACACGUUCCAAAAUGUCUGAUUAUCUAAGUAGAAAUUUCUCUGUUUUCUCUUGUUUAUGUUCUAGAUAUGAAGCCCCACAGAUUGCCUUACGUUGUGGAAUAAUGCUGAGAGAAUGUAUUCGACAUGAGCCACUUGCCAAAAUCAUCCUCUUUUCUAAUCAAUUCAGAGAUUUCUUUAAGUAUGUGGAGUUGUCAACAUUUGAUAUUGCUUCAGAUGCCUUUGCUACAUUUAAGGAUUUACUAACCAGACAUAAAGUGUUGGUAGCAGACUUCUUAGAACAAAAUUAUGACACUAUUUUUGAAGAUUAUGAGAAAUUGCUUCAGUCUGAGAAUUAUGUGACUAAGAGACAAUCAUUAAAGCUGCUAGGUGAACUGAUCCUGGACCGACACAACUUUGCCAUUAUGACCAAGUACAUCAGCAAACCCGAGAACCUGAAACUGAUGAUGAACCUUCUUCGAGAUAAAAGCCCCAACAUUCAGUUUGAGGCCUUUCAUGUCUUUAAGGUGUUUGUGGCCAGUCCUCACAAAACACAGCCUAUUGUGGAGAUCCUACUAAAAAAUCAACCGAAACUCAUUGAGUUUCUGAGCACCUUCCAGAAA